Messenger RNA from Strongylocentrotus purpuratus (purple sea urchin), 700 nucleotides. RefSeq lists its product as uncharacterized. The transcript has 2 exons. The coding region runs from base 3 to 329 and encodes 108 amino acids. The record is from RefSeq and is a predicted model, not a curated record. Lineage: Eukaryota; Metazoa; Echinodermata; Echinoidea; Camarodonta; Strongylocentrotidae.
UGAUGAAGCCCUAUGGCCGUCGUAACAUGGACCAACAGCAGAAGAUCUUCAACUACAGGCUGUCCAGGGCAAGGCGUGUGGUUGAAAAUGCCUUUGGUAUUCUGGCUCUGCGGUUCCAGUGCUUCCUUGGCCAAAUGAGACAGGAACCAGACACAGUCCGCCUGCUCAUUGGAGCUGCCGUCAUGCUGCACAACCUCAUCAGGAAGCACUAUCAGGCACUGGACGUCCGCAUGUUGGACCAGGAGGAUGCCCAGCACAACCUCAUCCCUAGAGCUUGGAGAACUGCCGCCAUCACUGUGAGAAAGUCCUGCGAUGCCGCCCUGCUCUAGGACGUCCCAUGCCUGAUAGUGCUUCCUGAUGAGGUUGUGCAGCAUGACGGCAGCUUCAAUGAGCAAGCGGACUGUGUCUGGUUCCUGUCUCAUCUGGCCAAGGAAGCACUGGAACCGCAGAGCCAGAAUACCAAAGGCAUUUUCAACCACACGCCUUGCCCUGGACAGCCUGUAGUUGAAGAUCUUCUGCUGUUGGUCCAUGUUACGACGGCCAUAAGGCUUCAUCAUGUAUGUCCUCAUGACGAAGGCAUAGUCUCCCACGAAGAAGUACGGCAUAGGGUGCUCUUCAUCAUCAUGGGGAAGAGGAGCUGGAUCUGGGAUGCCUAAAGUGCCAGCUUCAAUGCACUCCUUCAGUUCACUGUUGUUGUAGA